CCAAAGUUUGACUGGACCCAAAAUUUAAGAAAAAAGAAAAUACAGAUUUCUGCAAAUUUCUUCCUCAAUUCCCUCUUAAUUCUUUAUCAUUUUUCUAUUUCAUCUCACUUUUUCCCUUAGUUUAUGCCAUUUUUUUCUCCUUCUUCUUCUUCUUCACAUUCCUUACCCUUUUACCUAAACCACUUCUUCUCCUCUCAAACUCACUGCCACUGCAAAAAGUAACCAACUUUCAGUCAGACCAAGUCAUUUCCUUAACUGGGUCCAACUCCACUCUCAAAUUUGUUUUAUUACAUAAAUUCUGUAAGUUUUUUUUUCUUCUUCUGUUCUUUGAUGUUCAUGAGCCGACAAUUCUGCAGCAGUAGCAGCAGAAUCAUAAGUCAUAAGUCAUAACUCAUAAGUCAUAACCCACCACCACCUCGUAUAUCAGCUUUCUCUCUCUAACUAAUUUUCUCUCUCUAGAACUUUAUAACGGAUUUCUGAGAUAAAUUCUUGGACUUACACUCCAACUUGUUUACAACUGCCUAUUACAUCAUUUGUAUAACACCAGAUUUUGAAGCAAGAAAAAUGGCUAGAAUCUUGGAGAAAUGAUACCCAGAUGGAGUUUUGAUUGGUAACAGAUCUAAAACUGAUAUGGAGUAGUAGAGCAGAAGAAAAAGACUCUGGCUUUACUCAUACUCAUAACAAUGGAUGAACCAAGAUGAUGAUGGUAUUAUCAGAAAAGUACAGCAAGAUCAUGGGAACUUUCAGCUUUGGUUAUUACUAUUACAUAUUGUUUCUGCUGCUAAUUACACCAUUACAUGCUAGACAAUUGAGUAGCAGCAGCAAUGAUGAAGUUGUGAGGCUAUUAGCUUUCAAGAAAUCCUCUGUUCAAUCUGAUCCACAUAACUUAUUAGCAAACUGGACUUCAAAUUCAGCUUCUCCAUGUUCUUGGUUUGGUGUCACUUGUUUUGAUAAUCAAGUAACCUCUCUUAAUCUCAGCAACUCUGCCCUAGUUGGUAGUCUCCACCUUCCUGACCUGACUGUUUUGCCAUCUUUAAAGCAUAUUAGUUUAAGAGGCAAUUUGUUCUCUGCUGGUGAUCUUUCUGUAUCUUCUAAUAUUCCUUGUGUUCUUGAGACUGUUGACCUUUCAUCUAACAAUAUCUCUGUCCCUCUUACAGUAAAGUCUUUUAUUUCUUCUUGUAAUCAUCUGACUUUUGUUAAUCUGUCUCAUAAUUCAAUUCCUGGUGGUGUUCUUCAGUUUGGUGGUUCUUUGUUGCAGCUUGAUCUUUCUGUUAAUCUUAUUUCUGAUUCUGCUUUGUUAGUUCAUUCUCUUUCUAGCUGUCAGAAUUUGAAUUACUUCAAUAUUUCUGAUAAUAAGUUGUCAGGAAAACUUGAUGUUACUCCUGUAUCUUGUAAGAAUCUGUCAGUUUUAGACCUUUCUUAUAAUUCUCUAUCUGGGGAUAUACCACUGAACUUUGUUGCAGCUUCUCUCAAGCAUCUGGAUCUCUCCCAUAAUAACUUGUCUGGUAGUUUCUCUAGUAUGGAUUUUGGUGACUGUAAGAACCUGAGUUUUCUUGGAUUUUCGGCGAAUAGGCUUUCUGGAAAUGUUUUUCCUAGUAGUAUGGGCAACUGUCAGGUUUUGGAGACGCUUGAUCUCUCCCGUAAUGAGUUGCAAUUAAAGAUCCCUGGUGCUAUGUUGGGAAGUUUCAGGAAUUUGAGGCAGCUUUCGUUAGCGGGUAAUCAGUUGUUCGGUGAGAUUCCACCCGAGUUAGGACAGGCCUGUGGAACUCUUCAAGAAUUGGAUCUAUCAGGAAACAGACUCACUGGUGGCUUCCCGGUGAGUUUUUUGUCAUGCUCUUAUUCUUUGCAGAGCCUAAACCUUGGGAACAAUCUGCUUUCAGGAGAUUUUCUUACUACUGUUGUCAGUAAGAUGCAGAAUCUGAAAUUUCUGUAUGCACCAUUCAACAACAUAAGUGGUCCUGUCCCUUUGUCUCUGACAAACUGUACUAAGCUUCAAGUGCUGGACCUUAGUUCUAAUCACUUCACAGGGAAUGUUCCUUCUGAGUUCUGCUUGACGUCAAACCCGUCUGCUCUGCAGAAGUUGCUUCUAGCUAACAACUACUUGUCAGGGAAGGUUCCCUCAGAGCUUGGAAGCUGCAAAAACCUAAGGAGAAUUGAUUUUAGCUUCAACAAUCUGGAUGGCCCGAUUCCUACCGAGAUUUGGACCUUGCCGGAUCUUUCUGAUAUGGUUAUGUGGGCCAACAACCUCACCGGAGAAAUUCCAGAAGGCAUUUGUACAAAAGGAGGAAAUCUUGAGACUUUGAUUCUCAACAAUAAUCUCCUCACUGGUAGUCUUCCACAGUCACUUGGCAGUUGCACCAAUAUGAUUUGGAUCUCACUUUCAAGCAACCAGCUUACUGGAGAAAUCCCUCAUAGUAUCGGAAAUCUUGAUAACCUAGCUAUACUUCAAAUGGGUAACAAUUCACUCUCUGGAAAAAUUCCAUCCGCGCUUGGUAAGUGCAGAAGCCUCAUCUGGCUUGAUUUGAACAGCAAUGACCUUUCUGGCUCGCUACCACCUGAGCUUGCAGAUCAAACUGGUUUAAUAGUUCCUGGAAUUGUGUCAGGAAAGCAGUUUGCUUUUGUAAGAAAUGAGGGCGGGACUUCUUGCAGAGGAGCCGGAGGACUUGUUGAAUUUGAGGGGAUUCGACCUGAGAGGCUUGAAAAUUUCCCAAUGGUCCACUCAUGUCCAACAACCAGAAUAUAUUCUGGCAAGACUGUUUACACAUUUACCAGCAAUGGUAGCUUGAUAUACCUUGAUCUCUCUUACAAUUCGAUAUCAGGAACCAUCCCAGAAAAUUUUGGUUUGAUGAACUAUGUGCAGGUUCUGAACUUGGGGCACAACAAGUUAACGGGAAUUAUUCCCGACAGUUUUGGAGGUUUGAAAGCAAUUGGAGUUCUUGAUCUCUCUCACAAUCAUCUCGAAGGAUUUAUCCCGUCGUCAUUAGGGAGUCUCUCAUUUCUAAGUGAUAUGGAUGUGUCGAAUAACAAUCUUUCCGGUAUCAUCCCUUCUGGCGGUCAGCUUACUACUUUUCCAGCAUCGAGAUAUGAAAACAAUUCCGGCCUUUGUGGGGUACCAUUGUCACCUUGUGGGUCAGGGGGCCGUCCCCCGAGCUCUUAUCAUCAUGGAACAAAGCAGUCUAUAGCAGCAGGUAUGGUCAUCGGCAUCACAUUUUUCCUCUUGUGCAUAUCAGGCCUCACAUUAGCAUUAUACCGAGUUAAGAAGUCUCAGCAAAAGGAGGAACAGAGAGAGAAGUAUAUCGAAAGCCUUCCGACUUCAGGAAGCAGCAGCUGGAAACUUUCGGGUGUUCAUCAGCCUCUUAGCAUUAACAUUGCCACAUUUGAGAAACCUCUUCGUAAGCUGACCUUUGCCCAUCUGCUCGAGGCAACCAAUGGUUUUAGUGCUGACAGCUUGAUAGGGUCCGGAGGGUUUGGAGAGGUCUACAAGGCGCAACUAAAAGAUGGAUGCGUUGUUGCAAUUAAGAAACUUAUUCAUGUUACAGGUCAAGGAGACAGAGAAUUUAUGGCGGAAAUGGAAACUAUCGGAAAAAUCAAGCACCGGAAUCUGGUUCCGUUACUGGGCUACUGUAAAGUUGGAGACGAGAGGCUGCUUGUAUACGAGUACAUGAAAUGGGGAAGUCUAGAGUCUGUACUUCAUGGCAGAUCCAAAGGACUUGACUGGGUAGCAAGAAAGAAGAUUGCCAUAGGAUCAGCGAGAGGUCUUGCAUUCCUUCAUCACAGCUGCAUACCGCAUAUUAUCCACCGCGACAUGAAGUCCAGCAAUGUUCUUCUAGAUGAAAAUUUUGAGGCCCGGGUGUCUGAUUUUGGCAUGGCGAGAUUGGUAAAUGCUCUGGACACACAUCUCAGUGUAAGUACACUCGCAGGAACUCCAGGUUAUGUUCCGCCCGAGUAUUAUCAGAGCUUCAGGUGCACAACAAAAGGCGACGUUUACAGCUAUGGUGUCAUACUUCUUGAACUCCUGUCGGGCAAGAAGCCGAUAGACCCAUCUGUGUUUGGUGAUGACAAUAACCUUGUUGGAUGGGCAAAGCAGCUUCAUAGAGAAAAGAGAAACAACGAGAUACUGGAUCCGGAGUUAACAAUGCAGAAAUCUUGUGAUGCUGAAUUGCAUCAGUAUCUGAGAAUCGCUUUUGAAUGCCUCGACGAUAGGCCUUACAAGAGACCGACCAUGGUACAGGUAAUGGCCAUGUUCAAAGAGCUUCAGAUGGACUCCGAAAACGAUAUCCUAGACGGUUUGUCACUUAAAGAUGCAUUUAUUGAUGAAUUCAGAGAGAAAGAAUCUAGUUCAUGAUAAUCAAAUUUUGAUUGGAGUAGCUAGAAGAUUUUGUUUUUCCGGGGGCAACUUGCAUUUGCCUCUGCCACGGAUAGUAUACCGGAUUUUUUCCUUCACAAUGUAAAUAUUAUAGAACACUCAACUAGACAGAACCUUGCAGGAAAUGUGAAGAGAACAAAGCAAUGCACUCUUGCUCAACAAUUGGUAACUUACAUUUUCGCUUUCA
This is a messenger RNA of Mercurialis annua (annual mercury), 4553 nucleotides long. Its product is annotated as receptor-like protein kinase BRI1-like 3. Gene Ontology annotation, biological process: protein phosphorylation. The record is from RefSeq and is a predicted model, not a curated record. The transcript has 2 exons. Gene Ontology annotation, molecular function: protein kinase activity; protein binding; ATP binding. Bases 698 to 4345 code for a protein of 1215 amino acids. NCBI's taxonomy places the organism in Eukaryota, Viridiplantae, Streptophyta, Magnoliopsida, Malpighiales, Euphorbiaceae. Gene Ontology annotation, cellular component: plasma membrane.